AUGGGCUGGUUCUGGGCCGAUGCCACGCCGACGGCAGCUCGUCCUUCUGCCUCGUCCUUCUCUGCGUCGUCUUCUGCCUCGGCCUGCCCUGUCAAGCUGCCGGCAUCACAUCCGCCCGUCGCGGAUAGCAAUGCAGCAACACCACCGCGCGGCUGCCCCAUGUACACGGCCACGGUCGACGCCCUGAGCGGCAACAACAUCGCCCAUCCGACCGCAAAGUCGUCGUCUUCUACCUCUGCAGCCUCGCCGCCGUCUGGCUGCCCCGUUCCUCACGCCCAGCGCGGCGGUGCCACAUCCGCCGACGAAGGCGCCUCCACCCUCUCCAAGCUCAACCCCCUCAACUACAUGUUCCGCGACCUCUCGCAAAACCGCGCCCCCAACCAGACCGUCGCUCUGCCGACCACCCGCGACGAGUCCACCAUUCCCCGCGGCGAUGGCGACGGCAACUGGGAGUACCCGUCCCCGCAGCAAAUGUACAACGCGCUCCUGCGCAAGGGCUACACCGACACGGACGCCACGGCCGUCGAGAGCAUGGUCGCGGUGCACAACUUUUUGAACGAGGGCGCCUGGGCCGAGAUUAUCGACUGGGAGCGCCGGUUCGGCCGUGGCCUGGCCCGUGGCUGGCAGAUCAGCCGGCGUGGCGAGGAGAAUGCCGAGCAGGCCACGCAGCAGCUGGAGCGCCAGGAGGGCAGCGAGUGCGCGCCGCGGCUGGUUCGCUUCCAGGGCCGCCCCGGCGAGAUGACCCCGAAGGCGGCCAUGGUGCAGUUCCUCGGCCGCGUCUACCCGUCCAAGUUUGCGACCGAGCCGCCCUUUGACCGCCACGACUGGUACGUCGCGCGCAACGUCAACGGCCAAGAGAAGCAGGUCCGCUACGUCAUCGACUACUACUCGGGAGAGCCCGAGCCGACGGGCGAGCCGGUCUUUUACCUGGACGUGCGCCCGGCCAUGACGCCCUCGGGCGCCGCCGAGCGGCUGAUCCGCUGGGGCGGCGACGUCUGGUGGCGGGCGUCUGGCGGUGUUGCGCGGGAGGGCGGCCGGUCGGAGUAG
This is a messenger RNA of Sporothrix brasiliensis 5110, 1047 nucleotides long. Its product is annotated as cytochrome c heme-lyase. Gene Ontology annotation, biological process: cytochrome c-heme linkage. The record is from RefSeq and is a predicted model, not a curated record. The transcript has 2 exons. Gene Ontology annotation, molecular function: holocytochrome-c synthase activity. Bases 1 to 1047 code for a protein of 348 amino acids. Gene Ontology annotation, cellular component: mitochondrion. Lineage: Eukaryota; Fungi; Ascomycota; Sordariomycetes; Ophiostomatales; Ophiostomataceae.